AUGGCUGAGCUGAAGCAGGAGUUGGUCACGGUGAAGGCAUGCUUUCUUGUCCGGUGUUUGUCCUUGCCUUGGCUACCAGUCAGAAGCUUGAAGACGGAGCUGGCAGCCGUGUCGCAUUGGCUCCUGCGCUGGAUCAGCGCGAGCAGGACCGACCAGAAUGAGCCAAUGCCCAUAGGAAUAAAGAAUGAACGCAUUCAGAUUGCUCGUGGAGAGUUGUUGAAUCUGAAGACCCGUGCUCAGUCGGUCAUUCGUUCUAGGGUAUGUGGCAAACGCAGCUUUAUCUUUCGAUUCGAUAGGUCGGAGCUGGCCAGCGUGGGUAAGCUAAAGGAAGAGCUGUCCUUUCUGAAGGCUGGAUCUUAUGUUCGUAGCUGGGUCUUCCCUCACUACGAGUUACCUGUCGCUCUCUUCUGGAGGCUAGCUUCGCGCGUCUCCUCGAGCGACGAUCUUAUCUGGCCCUGGUACGUAGCCUUUCCGAGGCAAGUCGAUCCUCUUGAUUUGCUCCCGUUUGCACAAGGUGGCGUGAGCAAGAUCAGGCGACGUGUGUCACAUCCUGUGCCCACAGAAGCGUCUGGAGGGGAGCGCGCCGUGCCUCGGGCAGCAAGCUCCGGAGUGUUCUUGGCCGUUGCAGCAUUGCAUGCCGUUGCGCAUGGGGUGCGCCGCGCGUGGUGGUUGUGGGUUCCUCAGGUCCCGAGUAUUGCAACACUGCGGGCGAAGGUCCAAAGCCUUUGGCAAGUCCAGAAUUUUGGACUCAGCCAGGAGUUUGUUGCGCGAGACCAGUCGCCAGGCGAACUUGCGCACUCAGCAGAGAGAUGGACGUCGAUUCUAGUCGAGAUUGUGGAGUCUGCUAUGUUGAAUGCCCAGCUGCAGCAGUUUGCGCAGCGUCGGGGCCAUAAUGUGCCGUUCCGGGCCGCAGCGGAGGGCUUCGUCGCCUCUAGUGGCGACUUGGACUGGGAAGACUACGAAAUUGAUCAUCGAAAAUUGUUGACCGCCUGCAUAACAAGUGAGAACUGCGUCUCGCAGUCGGUCUCAGUGACGCGGGGUCGGAAUCUUGAUAUCCGACUCCCAAUCGAGCUCUCCUCCUUUCGCACGGGCGGCCUCGUCGGCGUGCGUGACACCGCGGCUCUUGCCAAAGUCGCUGCCUGCUGCAACGCCCCACGGUCGAUUUUGGUCUUCUUAUCGGUAUUGAUGAGUUUUGUGUAUGCUUCCUUGACUGUGGAGGAGCUCUUGAAUCUGAAGACCGAUGCUCAGCCGGCUGCCGGCGAGCAGCAGCAUGAAGCUGAGGCCAGCAUGGCUCAGCUGAAGGAAGAGCUAUCUUGGAUAAAGGCCAGCAUGGCUGCGUUGAAGCAGGAGUUGGUCACCGUGAAGGCAUGCUUUCUUGUCCGGCUUGAAGACGGAGCUGGUUGCUGUGCAGCAUUGGCUGCUGCGUUGGAUCAGCGCGAGCAGGAGCUCUUGAAUCUGAAGACCGAUGCUCAGCCGGCUGCCGGCCAGCAGCAGCACGAAGCUGAGGCCAGCAUGGGUCAGCUGAAGGAAGAGCUAUCUUGGAUAAAGGCGAGUCUAGAGCAAGUUCAACAGUGGAUCUCUCAGGGAGCAGCAGAGCGGGCUAUCUCGAGGCAGAAAGCCUGUCCUUUUAAUGUGUUCCAGCUUGCGAGGAAUCGUGAUCAAGAUCAGGCCAGCAUGGCUGCGCUGAAGCAGGAGUUGGUCACCGUGAAGGCAUGCUUUCUUGUCCGGCUUGAAGACGGAGCUGGCAGCCGUAUCGCAUUGGCUCCUGCGCUGGAUCAGCGCGAGCAGGCCAGCGUGGGUAAGCUGAAGGAAGAGCUGUCCUUUCUGAAGGCCGGAUCUUAUAUUCGUAGCUGGGUCGUCCCUCAUUACGAGUUGCCUGUCGCUCUCUUCUGGAGGCUAGCUCCGCGCGUCUCCUCGAGCGACGAUCGUGGCGUGAGCAAGAUCAGGCGCUGUGUGUCACAUCCUGUGCUCACAGAAGCAUCUGGAGGGGAGCGCGUGUUGCAGGCAUUCCUAAGCAUCUAUCAGGAAAAGCUGGACUGCGAUUGGGGCUCUUUAUCGGUUUGGAAUUACCUGGAAGACCUGCAAGCGCACAAGUUGUUGGACGAGCUUCUGGUCCUGAAGACUCACGCUCAGCCAGAGAUUGUCGUUUUCUCCGUUUGGGCUGAGGUGGAUGAUACCGAUAUUGUUGAGCUGAAGCAGGAGCUGGCCGCCGUAAAGGCCAGCUUGGAAGGGGCACAGGAGCAGAAGACUUGGUCCUACGAUGACUAUCCGGCAUGGGGCUUGAAGAUGCCGCUGGAUCCCAUUCAGCACUGGCUGCCGCGCUGGUUCAGUGCGAGCAGGAUUGGCCACAGCAUGAUGAUUUGCUUGCUAAUGCUUAUUUAUGUUUUCAUUUUCAUAUUGAUAUUGGAGGAGUUGCUGUCGGAGCAUGUGGCCGUGCAAGAUGCUUGGCAGGCACCCGGGGCAAGCGCGGCUCAGCUGAUGGAAGAGCUGGGCUGGAUGAAGGACCCCUUUAGCGCGCGCAUGAUCCAACAAGAGCGCUCCAAGAGCCUCCGAGAGCACUCGGAGGAGAGGAUUCUAGUCGCGGAAGACCCCUUUAGCGCGCGCAUGAUCCAACAAGAGCCCUCCAAGAGCCUCCGAGAGGUGUCGGAGGAGAGGAUUCUAGACCCCUUUAGCGCGCGCAUGAUCCAACAAGAGCCCUCCAAGAGUCGCGAGUCUUGCAUGACAGACAGUGGCUGCGUCUGCGAGGAGGAGUCUGAGCUCAGCUGCGUGGACCAGGGCGGAAAGACCUUUUGCCUGCCGAAAGAACACUACCAACUUUGCCCGCUUCAAUGCGCAUGGAACCAAAUGGUUUGCCAGAUGAUCGCCUUCCCUACACCUGACAACGAGAUAGCCGUGGAUUAUUGCCUCGACGACGCGUCGGCCUGGCACUGCCCCCUCUUCUGUGAUCCUGCCACCGCCCAGCAGUGUGGCAGCGGCGGUUGGGAUUCGUUCUGCCGAUCGGCUUCUAUGGAAUGCCCUUUGAUCUGCGAUGAUUCUGAAUACAUCUGCGGUGUCGUGGGAUAUGUUGAUGGCGAGAGCACAGUGGUGUCGAAGCAGUGUAUGCGUUACUACGAUGAGUGCCCUUGCGACGAUGCAACAGCCCACAGAUGUUAUCGGUUCGCGGGUGACUCGGGUUAUUGCGAAGAUGUUACGAAAGAAUGUCCUCUUGUAUGUGCCGAUACAGAGAAGAAGUGUCAGUUGAUUUCUUUCACAGAGGAUGGUCAGCUCGACUUCAGUGGGCCGGUUGAGGAGAGUUGCGAGCUGCACGAGAGGCCUUGUCCGUGUGGCAGGAACGCGCAGCUGUGCAGAUGGAAGGACAUAAUUUGGGGGACCAUCAGUGAAGCUUGCUAUCCCACUACGGAGAGUUGCCCCGUCAGCUGCGAAGCAGGUGAGAAAGCUUGUCAAGUGAUCGAUUUCGCCCCAGAUGGCAAUCCGAUCGCACAAACUAACGAAAUCUGCGUCGCUGAGGAGCUUCCCUGCCCAUGUGGCGCGAACUCACAGAUCUGCCGCAUGCCUUCUGGGGACAUCUGCCGCGCGCUGAUCGACCCGGGGACAGGAUUUGCCUUUCAAUGCCCCGUGAUUUGCGCCGCAGACGAGACGGAAUGCAUCCACAAAAGUUACGAUGCCGAAGGCAAGUUCGCGUUCUCCGAGAAGGAGUGUGUGGCCGAUGCCUCCGCAUGCAACGAGUGCAAAGGACAGAACUCAUUCCUUUGUCGGCAGCAGGGACAGCGCGAUUGUCUUCCGCUCAAUGGAGGCUUUUGCCCCGCGGAGUGCGAGGAGGGCGAGGUUCGAUGUCCAAUGGUUGAUGACUAUGCGCCUGAUGGGACUUACCUGGGAUCUGUUGGACCUUCUGUACCAUGUGCGGCCAAUUUGGAUAAUUGCCCAUGUGGGCAGGAGGCCAAGAAUUGCACAGGAACUACCUCGCGCUGCAUCUACAAGGGCGAUGACUGUCCUGUCGUUUGUGAAGCCGAUGAGAAGAGAUGUUCUGUCAUGGACUUUUCGGAGGAUGAGACGCUCAUUGGUGAGCGCCAGCUCUGCGUCGGAAAGACUGAACUUUGCCCGUGCGGGGAAAAUACCGAGAGAUGCCCCGGCUCCAGCAUCUGCCUCGCCCUGUCCACGAUCGACCUGGUCUGCCCAUGUUCACCGUCCGAAACGCAGUGCGACAUCCAGGACUACACACGUGAAGGCAACGCCGCUGGACUGACGACACAGUGUGUGAGUUUCGGUGCGCAGUGCCCCUGUGGUACAAAUGCGAUUUCCUGUCGGGACACGUAUACAGACGAGCAGUUCUGUCUCCCCAAGUUUAUGGGCGGUGGUAUCGCGGCAAACAGUUGCCCCGAGCCGUGCGGACCCGCGGCCGAGCCUGAGCUGCAAAUGUGCCUUCUGUAG
This is a messenger RNA of Symbiodinium sp. CCMP2592, 4428 nucleotides long. NCBI's taxonomy places the organism in Eukaryota, Dinophyceae, Suessiales, Symbiodiniaceae. The record is from the annotation of a GenBank genome assembly.